Molecule: messenger RNA, 410 nt
Organism: Umbelopsis ramanniana AG
Lineage: Eukaryota; Fungi; Mucoromycota; Umbelopsidomycetes; Umbelopsidales; Umbelopsidaceae
Exons: 1
Coding region: 197-391 (64 amino acids)
Source: RefSeq, a predicted model, not a curated record
UCAACGGAUACCCAGUCACAAACCUCGUGCCUCUGGUUGAAAUUGGAUAUCUCAAGUGGGGAGAUGAAGCGUAUCUCCACGCCAUGCCUUUAUUGCGUGCCAUGGCAGAAAAGGAGCGUGACACAAACCAUAACACUAGACCGCUGUCUGACUUCUUUUGUCAAAUGAGCGAAUUGCUUGGAGACAACGAGUUUGUAUGCUAGAGUGCCUCUCCAUUUAUUAUUGUAUCUUUGUUUUUAUUUUCUUUACGUUCAUCAUUGUACAAAUUGUCAUCAUUUUUGUCACGCUCACUACGUCUCUUCUAAAGAAUUGUAAUAUGACCUCACUUUGUCAGCCAAAAUGCUGUCGAGCCGUAAAUACAAUGGCAAAAAAAAAGUUAGGUAUGGGGUAGAAUGCUAUCAUGGUAUAGU